This is a messenger RNA of Adineta steineri, 825 nucleotides long. Lineage: Eukaryota; Metazoa; Rotifera; Eurotatoria; Adinetida; Adinetidae. The record is from the annotation of a GenBank genome assembly.
AUGCAUCCGCAAUAUUCAACAAUUCAUUAUAUGAAAGAACAACGAUUCAAUGAUAAAUUUCCUUUAUCAAUUGUAGCAACAUUAGCUGUUCUACAAAUGUUAACUACAUUUGCUAUAUUUUCUUUAGAAGUUGGACAUAAUAUGCUUCAUAUAAAAUUAACAAAUUUAUUUGCAGGAUUUUGGACAGCAAUACCAUUUACUGUUUUAUGGAUAUCAAUGUUUGCAGUUGUUUGUUGUUGUCGUCGACGAAGUUGUGCAACACAUGCUGUUAUACAAAAUAUUCUUGGAUUUAGUUUUGCUUGUGCUUUAAUUGGAAUUAAUAUAGCAUUUAUACGACAACCAAAUAAAUGUUUUUUUACUGAAGGAAUUUGUCGAACAUUAUCAUGGACUAGUUAUAUAUCUGAUCCAAUUGAAUGUUUAGUCGAUGGUCUCACAACUGGUUGUGGUAAUACACGAAUAUCUUUAAUUAUAGCUCAACUUGCUUCUGGUGUUGUUAUGGCUAUGACAUGUCUUAUCUAUUUAAUUAUCUAUAUUAUAAUAACUGUACGAACAUCAAAAGUAAACCAAGGUCAAGUAGUAACACCAGCUGAGGCUGUUUUGGCACCUGUAUAUCAAUCAAAUGCAAAACAAUUUCCAAUGUCUGUUAGUCAUCAUCAUCAAUCUUGCACAAUAUCUUCUAAUCCAUAUCAAGGAUCAAUACCUGGUAUGAUGAGUGUCUAUUCACCACAAGCAUCAGGAUUACCCUCGGAAAAUAAUUAUUUAAAUUACAAUUCACCAAAUCAAUAUGCAACGAUAUAUCCACAUGCUGGAAAUGAACGAUUUUAA